CUAAUUUUAUUAAAACAUUUUUUAUUUAAGAUAAAAAUGGUUCAAGUGGUUAAAUAGUAAAUUUGUGAACAGCAGUAUACCAUUUCCUAGAUCGCAUAUUAACGAUAACCAUGGAUAAAGAAGAGAAGAUAUCUAGUAGGUGUAAACCUGAAGGAAGCAGAGAUAAUGGAAAGAUGAUUACUUCUCUUCUCCCUCUGAUAAGUGUACUGACCCUACCAAGGGUUCCUGCACUAGACGAUAUGUGUACUGAUAUAAUCAGGCAUAUUCUUCAGUUCCUGGAUUACAGGAGUAAGAAGAUGCUGAGGGAAGUAUCCUCUACUCUCAAGAACAGAGUGGAAGGAUGUGGGGAUAAAAUGGUUCAUUACUGGAGGUUUUCUACCGAGUUUACAACAGAUCAGUUCAUCAAGUUUGCUGAUGAAGUUGAAACAGUUUUAGGUUUUGAAGUACGUGAUGGUACAGAUGAUGGUGUUAAGUAUCUUGUGAAGUAACAUCCUGAAAUUUUUAUGUUUCAACUUGGAAUUGGAAGUAAAUUCACGUCAAAUGGAUUGCUGCAGAUACUGCAAUUUUGUGGAAGUACACUUAGAUCCCUGGAUAUAUCAGUAAAAAAUAUAACUGGAGAGAAUCUGUCUGAAUACAAGGGAACUCUGCCUUGUUUAGAAAACCUGAACAUGAGUUACUGUUAUCAACUCA
Eurytemora carolleeae is the source of this 690-nucleotide messenger RNA. RefSeq lists its product as uncharacterized. The record is from RefSeq and is a predicted model, not a curated record. The transcript is spliced from 4 exons. NCBI's taxonomy places the organism in Eukaryota, Metazoa, Arthropoda, Copepoda, Calanoida, Temoridae. Bases 111 to 488 code for a protein of 125 amino acids. Gene Ontology annotation, molecular function: protein binding.